CCAGCACGUGAUAGUGCAUCUGUUCUUAUCUGAGGUGGGUGCGCGCGCGCGUGGGCGGCUCUCGCCGUGUCUCUCUCGGUCCCGCAGGUCGGAUCGGCUCGCGAGGUCGCGUCGCGGGGUUUCAGUUCCGGGAGAUCGUUCCGCCGGUGACCUGCCUCGAGGAGACAGUGGUGGACCUUGGUUCGUCCUGCCGAGGAUCCGGAGUAGGGCAUUUUCGGGGCCCGAAUGAGCCGGGAGGGCGACGGGUGAGGCGCGGACGCCGGGCCCGGCUCGGGGGGUGAUGCCCCCCAGGUCGGGACUGUGGCGGUGAUCCGUCGGGGGUGCCGAGGGAGUCGCGAGGGCGUCGGCAGCGCGCCGGCGGCUCCUUAGGCGGCCGCGGUGCCAAUUAAACCGCGAGUCGUUUGCGCGCACCAUAAGGGAAGCUGACGACAACCGGCGGAGGGAUCGACGUCCCCGACACCACCUGAGAGCUCAGGAGGAGAGGAAAGACGCGGAUGGUUCAGCGAGGGACUCGACGACAGGGCGACCGGAGGAUGGGGGGCGAGUGAAGUCUUCCUAGGAAGAAGUUUGUGGGACGAUAGACAGGAUAUCGCGGAUCGUCGGAAAACGGUGGACGAGGUCAAGGGACGCUUCGGGAGACACCUUUUGCAGCCGCGGGUAGAAGAUCCUUGGGAUACCUCGAGGGACUUCAUCGAGACACCUCCGGGACACCUUCAGGAAACUCCUUCACGGGGCACCGAGCCUCCAGGAUGUGGUCGUUAAGUUCCAAGGUCCCCGACUCCAGAGUCGGGGUUGAACCUCACUCCAGGGCGUGAGACGAGCUCCUCUAUAACCUCUCCCUUCGGGAGCGACCUCCGGUUAAAAGCCACCGACCCGGUCUCCGGGAGUCCAGGAAGGGGCAUAUCUCCCGAGGUCGCGGGGGGGCCCCCCAUGCGGGGGCGGGCCCGCCGUUCCCGGAGGUGCCGGGCGCCGGCGACCCCGUCGACCACCCGGAGGGCAUGACCCCCGCCCCCCGUGGGGUGCCGUGCCGCUGACUAACCCACCCCCGAUCUUCCAACCCGGAGCCCGAACUACCGAGGUCGCGCUCCUCUUCUUCCAUCGACCAUGGCCGGCACGACGACCUCGGCCGGGGUGAAGCCGCGCGGCGGCAAGAUCAGCUUCAGCGUGGACGCGCUGUUGAGUGGAACGAGGGAGCCCCCCGAGGAGGAGGUCGCCCCCGAGGUGGAGCAGAACUCCCCCAUCGAGGCGAGGUACCGGGAGCUCCUGGCCGAGCACCAGAGACUGAACGGCCGCCGGCUCCUAGAGAUGCUGAGUCCCCAGGGGGCGCCGGGGGUGGGGCUCGGGAGGAGAGACCAGGUGCCCCCCUCGCGCCCUGGGGCCCCCGGGCCCCGGGACUCCCCCAGACCCGGCGGCACUACGGCACCCCCGAAACGCCGGGACGACGACGACCCCCGCCUUCUGGGGACUGUCCCUCUCGACGACGGCAGCCUCGAUGGCGCCGUCGCUCCCGACUGCCCCCGCGACCCCCCUGGGGGUGUUCCCUCCCCUCGGAGGAGAGAAUCCGACGAGAGGAGCGACUCCGAGGCAAACCGCUCCAUCGAGGGCGACCCCAGUGGGGACCAACUCGACGAGGAUCAGGAUGUUCGCAGCGUCGGUCCUUCCGAGGAUCUCAACGUCAUGGACUCCGACUGCGAGGGGGAGAGGGAGGUCGCGGACCCUGGGAAACCCGGACCCGUUGUCCCACAACCCAUCCACCCUGGGGUACGAAGACCAUCCGAGGGAUACUUCGCCGAUGGUCUUGUGUGGAACGCUCCUGGGUUUCAACACUCUCUGGCGGGGUUCACCUGGCUGCCUCCACCGCCGCAUCCCCAUAACCAUCACCAUGGACACCUCUAUGCCCCACAUGGAGGACCGACCAGCCCUAAUGGAGAUCUCAGACUUCCUGGGCCCAGUCCAGGACCUGUUCGAUGCACCCUGAGGAAGCACAAGCCAAAUAGGAAACCCAGGACGCCAUUUACGACGCAGCAGUUGCUCUCGCUGGAAAAGAAAUUCCGCGAGAAGCAAUAUCUCACGAUAGCUGAAAGGGCGGAAUUUUCUUCGUCCCUUCAUCUAACAGAAACGCAGGUGAAGAUCUGGUUCCAGAACAGACGCGCGAAAGCAAAGAGGCUGCAGGAGGCUGAGAUCGAGAAGUUGAGGUUAUCGGCCAGGCCUCUUUUACAUCCAAGUUUUGGAUCUGGACUGAUGUUCUCCGGAGUAGGCCCUCCAGGAACAUCGGCAGUUCCUCCCUUCAUAGCUGCAGCAAUGGCGAGGCAUUCUCACGCCGCCGCCGCGGCGGCCAUGUUCAUGGGCUCCCCUGGCCACAGGCCGUAGACAUUUUCUCUCUACUUAAUUUCCCUUUUUUUUUUCUUUUCUUUUUUUCUUCUCAUAAUUAACUACAAAGUGUCAACUAACGAGUGCCGUAUACCGUGACCAGGAAAGUGGACGAUCUCUAUUCGGGAAUUCUUCCAAUCCGUGGCCUUGGUCACCGGUUGGGAUGCACAUGCAGAUGCACAUGCAGAUGCACGUUAUCGUUAUCAGCAAAUCUUGCCCUGCAGAAUUUCAAGAGACUGCAGACGUUUCGUAUUAUUUAUUCCAGGAUAUGUAAGGUGCACUUCCUGGGUUUUAGUUUAUCUCGUAUGCGCACGCAGAAGAGUAUUUGGUUGAGCCGAUAUAAAAAUUAUUGUUGGAGUUUCAUUGUUAUUUGUGUGACAUAACGAGAUCCUUUGAUCCAUUUUUAAUGCUCGCUUGAUUGAACAAGGACAUAAAAAUUCGACGAAAUAGUCUUUCUGCGUUUACCGGACUUCACAAUUGUUAACUGUCAGCGAUAUCUCCGAGGUGGUUAUUGUUUAUUAAUCCCUAUGUGAGGAAAUUAGAGAUUCACUUGCUCCUCCGUACACUUGCAGAUGGACCUCUCGAACUGAUAAGACCGACACGAAAAGUAUAUUAUCACUGUUACGAGAAUGCGUCGACGUUUUGGCGACCCCCAAGUGGACUAAUUAACGACCCUCGUUAACAAUUAACAUCGGGUCUCGAUUUCAAGUUCAUGCAUUAAGUGAUAUGUAGUUGUCAUGGGGAUGUGUAUCAAGUUGUUCGCAGGAGUAACUAGGAAUGCUGGACCUCCAACAGUCGUGAACAGUGUCACGUCGCGAGGCUCUCUGCAGCUCGGAAUGUUGCAACAAUGGUCCUAUCCAGCUUCGAUCUUGCACUCUCGACAAAUGUUGCUGCAAUCUCUCCGCGGCAUUGCGCCAAGUGUUGCGUCAAAAGCCGCGUUAUCACCGCGAUCCUGCAGACACGUUCCAACGAUAUGACAAUGGUGUUCAGAAAGUCCUGCAAUUUGAGACGAAAAAAAUAAAAAAUGGAAGAUAGGUCCUGGAGCCAAAAAUAUUAUUUGAUUCUGCGAUCUUGAAAACGCGUUGAGAUGAGAAAUUGAAAAAAGAAGCGUCGUUGAAGAUAAAAAUUCAUAUUUAUUAUUGAGGUCCUGAAGACGCGUUGCAGCGACCUAACAAUGGUGUUCAUAAAAUCCUGCAAUUUGAGAGGAAAAAAAUUAAAAAUGGAAGAUAGGUCCUAGAGCCAAAAAUAUUAUUUGAUUCUGCGAUCUUGAGAACGCGUUGAAAUGAGAAAUUGAAAAAA
Molecule: messenger RNA, 3669 nt
Organism: Orussus abietinus
Lineage: Eukaryota; Metazoa; Arthropoda; Insecta; Hymenoptera; Orussidae
Gene: Msx
Product: NK1 transcription factor-related protein 1
Exons: 3
Coding region: 1105-2370 (421 amino acids)
Biological process (GO): regulation of transcription by RNA polymerase II; embryonic morphogenesis
Cellular component (GO): nucleus
Molecular function (GO): RNA polymerase II transcription regulatory region sequence-specific DNA binding; DNA-binding transcription factor activity, RNA polymerase II-specific
Source: RefSeq, a predicted model, not a curated record